AUGAAGACUUUUCUGGGACUAUGGGGACUCUCCCUCCUUUCCUUUACAUGGACUCAUAUUGACGAUUGGUCAGCAUAUCAACUGCAAUGCACCAACCACUGGUUCUAUCUCAGAAUUAGGGCCACAUUAUUUCCCUAUAUACAUAUGGACCCUGAUGAAGUAUUUCUGGGAGCUGACUGUCCUGUGACCCAAGUUUGGCCAAAUGAUUACUAUGAUUUUACCUAUCGUACUUAUUCCUGUGGAAUCGUCAAUAAAGUUAUUCAUGAUGUUACUCUGCUUCAAACUAAAAUCAAGUAUAUCUCAAAAAACUCGACUUUGAGAGCUGAGAUGCAUCUGUCCUGUGUUCUGCACAGUCGGUACCCUCUCAUAUGUGAAGCUGAAUGUAGAGGGAAUUUCACUGGCAAUCCUCCUGAAUGGACAGUAGACAUGACCACACAGCGCACAAGAUGCAAUGAAGCAGCUCCGUCAGUGCAGCCAAACCUUUCAACAUCAACUGAAGACCACCAGCUCUCCAAGGAGUUCCAGGCCUCCAGAACCAGUUUGGUACUGCUGAGGCAUCUAGCUUCAUGGAUUAUCAGCUACCAGUCCUUUGCCACUCCAGAAUGCAGAUGGUUAUUGUUGGAAUACUUGGGCCCUACUAAUACAGCGAUUACAGACCCUUGUUUGCCAAAUGAUGUGCGAGAGAAGAGACUGAGAUGUACAUCCCUCAGUAGAGAAACAAUUUGGACACUCUGCAGUGAAUGUUUAGUACUGAAGAUUUAA
Messenger RNA from Nannospalax galili (Upper Galilee mountains blind mole rat), 762 nucleotides. RefSeq names its product oocyte-secreted protein 1-like. The transcript is spliced from 6 exons. The record is from RefSeq and is a predicted model, not a curated record. Bases 1 to 762 code for a protein of 253 amino acids. Lineage: Eukaryota; Metazoa; Chordata; Mammalia; Rodentia; Spalacidae.